AUGACGUUCCUUUUUCGGAAACAACCGAGAAGAACUGCGCUCCACACAAGCGGCACAAAUCGGGCGUACACUCGAAACCCUGUGUGCUACGUUCUCAACGUUGUCCAACAACCAACACCAUCCCCCUCUUUCCUCGCUCGCUUUCGAUUUCGAACAGCAAAGAUGUUGCGAACACUCGUGCGGAGAGCACACGUACACAAACCAGGCUUCCGAUUCCCCGAUAGAAAGGCUCCCAAAGAAACCCACAAACCUCAUCCGCAUCCAGCAGCACCCUCAUCCAUCGUAUCCUCCUUCGACCACUUCCAGAAAGUCUUUGCCUCCGGUCCCCACUUCCACCCCGAAAAGCUCUCCUCUCCUCAAUCCUCUUCCUCCUCGUCCGAAUCCGGCAGCGGGAGUGGACUGCUCGGAAACGUAGACAUGAACGAUCGCGAAGUGGCGGAAGACAUCCACCUGUUGCCGGAGAGGUUCUGGAGGACGCCGGCGCUCACCUUCUCAGAUGCUGAGAUGGAAGCAGUCAUGACUGGAGGAGCAAACUGA
Molecule: messenger RNA, 537 nt
Organism: Pseudozyma hubeiensis SY62
Lineage: Eukaryota; Fungi; Basidiomycota; Ustilaginomycetes; Ustilaginales; Ustilaginaceae
Exons: 3
Coding region: 1-537 (178 amino acids)
Biological process (GO): 2-oxoglutarate metabolic process
Source: RefSeq, a predicted model, not a curated record